Penicillium cosmopolitanum is the source of this 1341-nucleotide messenger RNA. RefSeq lists its product as uncharacterized. The transcript has a single exon. Lineage: Eukaryota; Fungi; Ascomycota; Eurotiomycetes; Eurotiales; Aspergillaceae. The coding region runs from base 1 to 1341 and encodes 446 amino acids. The record is from RefSeq and is a predicted model, not a curated record.
AUGGCAUUGCAUCAUCGGUCGCGGUCUCCGUCGACCCCUUCUGAGGGUGAGAUCAUUGAAUCAGGUUCUGAGAUGAAGGCAACUGCCUCACAACCUCCUUUAAAUGGCACCAGCGUUGACCGUCCCCUCAGAGAUAGCACUUCAUCGGCGCUCAGAUCUCCCUCGUCCCUAAGAGGCAGUACAUCACCACGCCGACAGAAAUCCUGGUCACGAUCACGGUCGCGCUCAAGAUCCCGAUCGCCGUAUCGCGACAACAGAGGCUACAAGCGCAGACGCAACGACGAAUAUGAUGAUUACGAAACUAGUCGCGCUCGACAAGAGUCUACCCGCCGUCAUGGGUCGAGAUAUGACGAAAGAACCCAGGAUCGAGCCGUACCUCCCCGUCGCCCGAAAUCGUACUAUGACUACGACCGCGAGGAGGGUUACGGUGGCGGAUUGCGGUAUACCGACGACCAUGAUCGCGAUUCGCGAAAAGAGAAGCGACCUCGCCCCCGGAGCCGAUCUCCUUAUCGCGAAGUCCGGAAGCCUAAGCAAUACGACGAAUCAUAUUCGAAAGCAAACGGGGUAUUGCCUCCAACGGAUACCAAGAGGCGCAGGCCGCCUUUUGAACAGUUGACGAGUGAGAGAAAGGCUCCUGCUAGUGCUCGAGACUCUAAGCUUGAUGCUGAAAAACGAGAGAAUCAGGUGCAACAGGUUCUGCCCAGGCGAGCCCAUUUUGCUGACGAGUAUGUUUUAUUCAACACAUGCCUCAAGAAUCGCGUAACUAAUAAUUAUUACAGAUCGGAGACGCCUGAAACGGCAGAAGAGCCCCAGCCAGCUGAGCCAGUCGACGAAGCCGCUGCUUUGGAAGCCCGUCGGAAACGGCGCGAGGCGAUUCGAGCGAAAUAUCGGAGUCAAGCAACGCCCUUGCAUCUGAAAGCUGUUCAUGCUGAUGUGGAUACGGAUUCAUCUACACCUGGCGCAGAGCCCGCCAGCGCAUUAGACAAUUCAGGUAGGCUUCGCGACCCGAGACAAAAUGGUACAAAGCCAACUAACCUCUCCGCUGUAACCGUAGGCUCACCGCAAUUGUCUCCGUCUCAGACACCUAAUGAUAUAGCUGGAGACUCUUUCCCUGGCUUUAACAUCGGCAGGGACGCUGACCUCGCCAAUCCUGGAACCCCGGUGGAUGGUUCUGAAAUAGACGAGCCUUCCGCUGCAGAUUACGAUCCAACAUUCGACAUGAAAGAAGAGACACAAAAGCACAGGGGAGUUCAGAGCUCUAAAGACGACCUAUCAUCCGCUGCCUAUGACGAGACAAUAGCCACAAAGCAGGACAUUCUGAUCCCCGAACGCCGCCCCUGA